Messenger RNA from Nicotiana tabacum (common tobacco), 1191 nucleotides. RefSeq names its product L-type lectin-domain containing receptor kinase S.4-like. NCBI's taxonomy places the organism in Eukaryota, Viridiplantae, Streptophyta, Magnoliopsida, Solanales, Solanaceae. The record is from RefSeq and is a predicted model, not a curated record. Gene Ontology annotation, molecular function: carbohydrate binding.
AUGCCCACAUUGUGCAUUCCCAGUAGCUUAGUGCUCUAUAAUGUUCUUCUUCUCUUGACUUUGCUCCCGAUCUCCAUUUUCUCCUUCUCAAUUGGACUCGGUUCCCACUUUGAUCCCAAUCUUGGCCUUAUUGGCGAUGCUAAGAUCACUAAAGAUGGCUGCUUUGUGCAACUAACCGACCCAUCAAAGUCUUCUCUGAGUUCCGGAAUUGUCUUCCAGAGAAUACCCUUCAAGUUUCUUGACUCCAAUUCGUUUUCCACUGACUUCUCAUUCUCUAUCUCACCCCACAAUGGUGAUGGUCUUUCCUUCGUUAUUGUUCCUACUGAUUUCCCCUCCAAGUUUUCCAAGAAAAUGUUCGGGCUUUCAAAUGAAAGGCGGUAUUUUGGGAUUGAGUUUGAUACUUUGUUGAACGAGAAUGUUGGGGAUAAAAAUGCCAAUCAUGUGGGUGUGAACGUGGGCAGUAUUGUUUCUGCAAAAUCAACCAACGUUUCGUUCAUCAACUUGGUGUUGAAUAGUGGCAAAAAGCUGCAUUCUUGGGUUGAUUACGAAUGCACUUCGAAAAGAUUAGAGGUAAGACUAAGUGAAUUCGGUAGUCCUAAGCCGUACAAUCCCUUGUUAGUGUAUCAGGUCGAUUUGGGUAAUAUGUGGAAAGGCGAAGAAGUAUUGGCGGGAUUAAGUUCUUCUACUGGAAGUUCAUUUCAAGUUACUAGUGUCUAUUCAUGGAAGUUCAGAGUGCGGAGUGUUCCAAAGUGGUUACAUUCACAACCCGCGGAUCCACACAAAAUUGGGAACGAACAUAGUCUGGAAAAGAUGGCAAACAAAAGAAGGUUUCAUCUUUUGGCAUUUCUCUCUGGGUUUAUCUUUGCGACAGGGUGUAUAGCAUUGGCCGCCUUUGUUGGACUGUUUUUGUGGGUGCUACUUGGCAAUAAUUCGGAGGUAGUGAUCCCAGCAAAGAGCUCUGUGCAUCCUGGAGAUUUCAGGUAUGAAAAGGUCAAUGUGGUUGUAGAUGAUGUUUCUGUUGUUUGUACUCUUUUAAUGUAUGCGGAAGGCUGGACCAUGUAUUUUACCCUUCUCAACGAAGAAUGGGUGCCUUCGGUAGCAGAUGAGGGUUUAUGUGUAGCAAUGCAUUCUGAGCAAUUCGAUCUACUUUUAUGCCCUUCUGUUCCUCCUACAGCUUAUAUUGCCUUGUAA